GGCCCCCGGACGGGCGCGGCCCCGCCGACGGCGCCCCGCGUGCCGCCCCCCCCGCCCCCGGCUCGUGCCUUGCGCAGCGGGGCCCGCGUCCCCGGGGGUGCGAUGCCGACGGAGCUGUCCCGGGCCGCGGGAAUGCACGGCAUCUCCGACCUCCGCUCCGCCCUCACCCUGCGGCUCCUCAGCAAGGGGCCCGAGUACCUGCGCCGGCAGAUGGAGGCGGGCAGCCCGGGCAGGCGGAGCGCCGUGGAGAGGCUGGCAGCCGACAAGGCCAAGUACGUGAAAAGCCGGCAGGUCAUCGGCACCCGGCAGGAGCCCGUCACCGCGCUGAGCUCGGCCUCGGAGAGCAGCGGCGAGACCUGCUCGGUGGAGAGCAGAACGCGCCGCGGGGGCUUCGGCGGAGGGGAGGGCGCGGAGCCCCCGGCGCUGGCCGAGCCCGCGUGCCCCUGCCGGCCCCCCCUGCAGCGCGGCCCCCCCAUAGCCAGGCGCGGCACCCCCAAGAGGCAGAUGCGGCCCGAUUCCCUGGUGAUCUACCGCCAGAAAUGCGAGUUUGGGAGAGGUCAAAGCCAGGACAGCUCACGGGGGAGCUUGGUGAGGAGGAUCUUCCAAGGGCCCGUAAAGGAGAAGCAGCUGGCUUCCCCCGAGAUGCCCGGAGUCAUGGAGGACACUGUGGCCAUCGAGAGCAGAGAGCCUCUCGCAGCGCAAGGCGGUGACCGCGAGCUGAGCAGCCACGGCAGAGCGGAGCAAACUGUCCCUGUGAGCGCUGGAGCCCCAGCGGUGCGUACAAAAGAGCAUGAGAGACCCCCAACGCUAGGUCUGCCUCCUGAGGAGGUCAAGGAGGUGAAGAGGAGAGGUCUCCACCGCUCCCAGUCGGACAUCAGCUCUCGCUACUCCAAGUCCUUCUCCGAGUUUGAUACGUUUUUCAAGUACUGUGGCCUGGACCAGGAGGUCAUUGAGGAUCUCGGGAGAGAGAACUUCUCCGUGGUGUCUGACAACGUCUCCUUCAAGAUCCGCAGCAUCAGUGUGGCAACCUCCGAGAGCGACUUCACGAGGCACAGCGGGGACGAGGGGCUGCUGGAGGACGAACUCACAGAGCAGGUCCCGAGCAGCACCUCUGUGAUCGAGCGCAACGCUCGGAUAAUCAAAUGGCUGUACACGUGUAAGAAAGCCAGGGAGACUAGUAAGGUGAUCCAGGAACUGGCAUGAUGGCUUCUUUCAGCGUGCAUUGCAGCCUCGUGAGCUCAAGAAUCGACUUGGAAGUUGAACAAAACCAGACACAGGAAGAAAUCCUUCCCUCAUCUGGCUCAUGACUACUUUGGCCAAGUUUAGUGUUUUGUUAUUGCCUCCUACCCUCGCUUCCAUCCCUGGCAGCCUCACUCUUGUCAGAAGCACAGUGGUGCCCAAGAGCGUGAUGACAGGUGGAGACUGUGAACUGUGUCCCAGCAAGGCAGCGGGAAAUGAAAGCUGCUGGAAGAGUGAAGCCUGGCAGCACCUGCCAUCCCCGAGAAUAUUCAGCAUCAGCUCACUGCCCCAGGAUGCCAUUCUGGGCUGUGACAGAAGGUCUGUGUUGUGCACCCAUCUCUUUCCAGCAAUGAAUUUGUUGACAGGGAUGGGGGGAGAAAGCAGGAAUGAAGUGGCAAUGACCUCUGGGUCAGGCAUUUCCUUGCAGGCAGACAGGCUCCACCUGGGCGUUCAAAGGCUCUGGCUUACCAGAGCUGUUUGACUAGGGCUCAUCCUGACAUCAUUAGAUGUUAUUUGCCUGGCUGGGGAGGACUAACUGUGGCAGCUUUAUCUCAGAUACUUAGCAAAGAUGUUGUAAGCUAAAUCCCUGCCAAGUCUCUCUUUCUCUGAGGGUAUUAAAGCCAGAGUGGAGUACCUUGUAUCCAUCUAGUUUGCUCUGCAACACGUGUGCUCGGCCUGUGGGGAGGAAUAGCGUUUAAAACCUUGCGCAAAAUGUUUUCAGGAGCAUGGUUCCAAGAAACAGGUAGUCAGAACUGAGGGAGGGUUUUGCAUUGUUACUGCCUUGCUGCAGAAUGGUACCGUUCACAUGUUCAUAAGCUCCUCCACUUUGUUUGCAGUAUGGGUCCGGCUCUGACAUUGCAAAUGUUUGGCAGCUUGUGGUUUAACACUUUUAAUUUUAUGCACUGUGAGUGAGCAGUGGGCUUAUGGAAUCACAUUAGGAAUCUCUGUCCCGGGGUAUGUAAGGCCAUGCUGCCCUAGCAUGGGUCUGCAGUAGGGCUGUGCUUGGGAUGUGCAGGAUGGCAUCCCUGUGCUGCAAGGCAAGAAGGCAUGUUAGGGUGCAUCUGUGCCAGGUACGUGUCCUGAUGGGGUGAGACACCCAUAUCAGACAGCACCUUACUCAGUAUCAUCAAUAAAAUGCUUAAUUUGGACUGGCCGAGCUAAAUACAUUUUAAAAGCUGAUCAAAAGUACUUUGGAUCAUCACUGCAGUGAAUGAGGCCUCUACAAUAACUCAUGGAAUUUGAUGGCUGUGCCUCAGACACUUACCCCAAUCUGUCAUUGCUCAUGAGAAAAUGUCUUGCACCAAAGCAUUUCUUUGCGGACAUUGCAAAUCACAAAAAAACAAAUAAACAAACAAACAAAAACCAAUCAACAAAAAACCCCACAAACUACCAAAGCCAAAGCCAGUUCCCCUUUCAGUUGCACCAAUGCCCAUCUGUGAAAGGUGCCCCGCUGGCGUAAUAGUGUCUUGACCUGGUCCUGCACGGGUUAAAAGUUUACUUUGUGUUACCGUGGAUGUGGUGUCCUGGUGUCCAGCUUACCUGGCUGUCAAACCAUCCAGAAACACCAGCUUUUAUCGUUCACAUUCCUCCUACCCACACCACAGCAGCUCCUGCCGCUGCCUUUCCUGGCCCAGUACAGCUGCCAGCCCAGCCGGGUGGAUGCCAAGCUCAAGUGAGCACUUGAGCUGCGUUUCUCAAGUGUUUGCUACUCUCAGUAAAUACAUCUGGAGGAGCAGAAAGGGCAAGGGUGAGCGUCGAGGAUUCAAUAAAACAUUGGUGGUAGGAGGAACAGUUGCCUAUUUUAACCUAAGCCAACAUUGUGCACUGGAAGAGUUGCCCUUGUAGCACUCACCACCAGUUUAGUUGACAUCAGUUAAAUUCACAGCAAGAUCACCUGGGUUACAUUUCCGUAUGUUUUAAAUGUGCCUGUCAGUCCCUGGAUGGUUCUCAGUUACAGCAAGGGUUUGGGAAUGUAGGACAUUUGUCUUUGUUUUCUAGUGUUAUGUACUAAGCUCUACAUGUCUGAAGUUGUUGAGAUAGAUAACAAUUCCAGAUAAAAGAAUUGUUGAACCUGCUUUCCACUUGGCAGAAAACGAAAUAGUUUCACAGAACCAGAGAAUGGUCAGGGUCAGAAGGCACCUCUGGAGAUCAUCUAGUCCAACCCCCUGCUAAAGCAGGGUCACCCACAGCAGGUUGCACAGGAUUGUGCCCAGGCAGGUUUUGAAUGUCCCCAGAGAAGAAGACUCCACAGCCCCUCUGGGCAGCCUGUGCCAGGGCUCUGCCACCCUCAAAGGAAAGAAGUUCUUCCUCAUAUUCAGGUGGAACUCCCUGUGUUGCAGUUUGUGCCCGUUGCCCCUUGUCCUGUCACUGGGCACCACUGAAAAGAGCCCGGCCCCAUCCUCUUGACACUCGCCCUUAAGAUAUUUGUAGACAUUGGUAAGCUCCCCUCUCAGUCUCCUCCAGGCUAAACAGGCCCAGCUUGCUCAGCCUUCCCUCACAAGGGAGAUGCUCCAGCUCCAACAUCACCUUCGUAGCCCUCCGCUGGGCUCUGUCCAGUAGUUCCUUGCCUCUCCUUGCAUGAGUGAGCUUCUGCAAACUUACAGGGAAGGUAGUACAUAGGUAUAUUUUCAUUAAAUAAUGAAAUUUUCAUGUGUAUUUGUUACAUUAUUAUUAAAGGAUGACUCUCAGAAAACUCGAACCCAAGAUGCUGCUAAUGUAAGAUUUAUGCGCUUUUUAAGGUGAAGGUUUGUAAGGGAUACAGUCUAGGUUUAUUAAUCAGCAGCAUAAUCUGAGGUAUCUGUUCUUUUCAUGCUCACUUUGCAAGGUGCUGUACCACAGAAAUAUUUAUAUGCAUUUGUCAGAGCUAAGGACUACUUUUCUUUGAAAAUACUGACUUCUUUUCUUUGAAAAUAUGACUGUAGACAGCUCAAAGUGCAGGAAAAAAUCUUUUGCAUUACAAAUCAGUGCCUCACUGCAGGAGAAUUAUUUUGGUUUGGUUUGAAGGAAACUUUUUGUUUCAUUUUCAAACUCAGUUUGUUUUUGCUCUUUUAGUUAAGCAGCUCUCAAAAGUUAAGGUGAAAGAUGCGUUGGUCAUGAGUUUUCAAUGUUCGGAAGGAACAGGUUUAAUUUGCUUGAAAGUUCUAAACAUCAGCCUUUCUCAACAUUGAUGAAGGUUUUAUGGCAGAGGUUAAUGAAAUCAGAACUGGCCCCAUUCUGAAUAUUUUUUUAAUCUCCCUUUUUGUCUUUAUGAACAGUUCAGUGGGGUUGUGGUGACUUUCCACACUGUUAUGUGGCAAAAUUUCCCUGGCUUUGUUCAAACUCUGAUAGAAAUCCCAAGCUCUCUCAGGUAUCAUUUACUUCAGAGACGAUGUGGACCUAUUUAAGAUCUUUCCUUGAUAAGUCACAGAUUCCCUUUAUUUAAUAAUACCUUCUGGGUAAGCUAAUAACCUACCUAUUCCAGUAUGCCAGAACAACAGUAGAUGACAGUCCUUCCUCCAUACAUCUUGGGAAUGGGUAAUUCGCUGCUUUUUACAAAGACUGGGAGCUCUGGGCUUCAUUCAGCUCCUGUUACUGUUACAUGUAAAAGCUUUUCCUUCCUUCUGCUGGGUCUUUAGUCAUGUCCCUCAAAGUGAGAAAAACCUGCUGAUGUUAGUCACCACCUAUCUAUUUCCCAAAAAAACUCUCAAGAUAUUUUUUUUUUUUUUUACUAUUUGAUUAUGAAAGACAUGCUUUGGAAACAACGGGAUUUUUCAGCUUUACUGUGGUAAAGCGAUCCUUUGUGGUAUGAACAGAAGUUCUAACAACAGAGCUGGGUUUCCGCUCUUUUGGGAAACCCAAAACUGGGGCUGAGGGCAAAGGCAAGUCAUAAAUUGAAUUAUUUUGCUUGACUACAACUAUGUAAACUAAAAUAGUCAAAUGGGGUGCAAGCGUGCAGUGCUAACUGCUACUUGCACCCAAGUGUUUCUGUUGCUCCAGUGCUGUGACAAGGGGCAACGUCCACGGCUGUAGUGGAACAGGCAGAAGGUACAAAGUCUGGGAUUUAUGGCCUGGAAGCAAGUAUUUGCAGUAAAGGUAUCAGAUAGAGACUGUAAUCUUUGCAAUAUAUUGUAAAUAUUACUGUACAGAAAUCUAUAAGUAAGAAAUACAAAUUGUUCUAUAAUAUGUAUAUUACUUUUCUAAGGUAUAUAAGCCCUCAUGUUUUGUGAAACUGGCCAAAUAUUGCAUCGAUGGGGAUUAAGCAGAAACUUUCUCUGGGGAGCAGAUUGUCCUGUCAUUGACUCCUGUUUCUUGCGUCUACUUUUGAAACCUUUGAAAUGGAGUACCGGUCAGAUCUGGUAUGGAUGGUUUUUGCUAUGUUUAUAUUCCUAUGAAAGAACCUAUGUUCUAUUGAAUGCAUACAAAUAAAACUACCACUCUGAAAGCUAA
Falco peregrinus (peregrine falcon) is the source of this 5664-nucleotide messenger RNA. It is a transcript of the gene FAM110C, whose product is annotated as family with sequence similarity 110 member C. Bases 103 to 1203 code for a protein of 366 amino acids. Gene Ontology annotation, biological process: regulation of cell projection assembly; positive regulation of cell migration. The transcript has 2 exons. The record is from RefSeq and is a predicted model, not a curated record. Gene Ontology annotation, molecular function: alpha-tubulin binding. Lineage: Eukaryota; Metazoa; Chordata; Aves; Falconiformes; Falconidae. Gene Ontology annotation, cellular component: cell cortex.